This is a messenger RNA of Sodiomyces alkalinus F11, 1215 nucleotides long. RefSeq lists its product as hypothetical. Bases 211 to 1062 code for a protein of 283 amino acids. The transcript has 4 exons. Lineage: Eukaryota; Fungi; Ascomycota; Sordariomycetes; Glomerellales; Plectosphaerellaceae. The record is from RefSeq and is a predicted model, not a curated record.
GUCGCAUAGUUUGAGACGUUGGAGUUCUCACUUUCGCAUCGUAGCACAGUUCCUGUACCCGGUUAUGAUCGGCCCCUGAAAUCUGAUUUGUCACAGACCUGAGAAGGCCAGGAAUCCCCAUUCGCUAAGGCACCCACUAAGAUACACUUCUUCACUUUAACAAACCCAAGUCAGUCCCGUUCACCAGUCGACCAUUUCUUCCACCAACUCAUGGAAGAGGGAACCGAAAGUCAGAUUAUAGAUACCACUGAAAGCAGCAUUCGCGCUCCUCCCCCUUAUGUCGAAGCCAAAAACAGCCAGGGCCCAGCCCACAGCGACAUUCUCCCACCCGAAACGCUUCUUCUAGCAGGGACCACGAUCCACGGGGGAUCCAGCCCCUCCUCGCCGCCGCUCUACCGCCUAUCCCACGCCGUGGGCCACCUCCGCGCGUCGAACACGACAGUCGAGCUCUUCCGCUUCGACUACCGCGUCCGCGACACCGCCGCCAGCGCCACCGCCUCGGCGCGCGAGAAGCACAUCUUCAGCCUCCUCCGCCCGCCUCCCAUAACGGGCCCGUCGUUCGAGUACCAUCUCGAGUCGGUCUCGCGGUCGAACCUGGGCCAGGUAGGGCUCAGGCUGCACCGUCCCCGAUCGGGAUUCGGACGUGGCUUCUUCGGGUUGUCGUCGACACAUGCAUCCUCUUCGUCCGCGUCGUCGUCGUCAUCUCUGAACGGAUAUCGGGCCUGGCGGGCCACGAGGCCGCGGGAAGGGGCGAACUUGGAGGAGAAGGAGCUCGUGUUUGUCGUGCAUGCGCGAGAACGGGGCCGGUAUGAGUGGCGCGACGGAGGGGAGGGCCAGGGCCGGAUCCUGGCGUACGAGACGAGCGAGGAUGGGAUCUACAGGUUGCAGAUCGUCGAGACGUUGGAGAGGAAGUGGAGGGAUGCGCUGGUUGGCACGUGGUGUCUGAGGCUUUGGUGGGAAAUUGCCGUUUCUAACGUCAAGCCUCUGGCCUGGGAGGAUGUCAAACGGAUACUGCAGACAAGAACGCACGAAUUUCCGGCCGGAACAUCAGCCGGCCUUUGACGUGGUAUUACUGUACAACGUAGGUACAUCGGUGAGGGCCGCACUUCUGGUAUCGGAACGUUGUUGGCGGCUGGUAAAGACAAUGGCAGCCCCGACGCCACCUGCCCACUCUAUAAUCUGAGUUGCGUUAUGCUUUCGUCAAUUUUUCACCUC